UUAAAGGACACCAACGACGAUGGAUAUACCUUCGAGUGCUUCGUUAUGGUUAUCGAAACGUUUUUUUGUAGCUUUCGUGUUAUUUUUAUGCUUCGUGAAUUUUCAAGUGCUGCGAAAUAACGUCAAUAUCACCGUCGUCGAAAUGACAUCGAAUAAAACCAUCACUCGAGGAAAUCUCACCAUAACGAGUCCACCUGAUUUCAAUUGGGAUUCGAUUACAAUAGGAUUAGUACUGAGUAUACUCGCUUACGGAGGUUUGCUUUCAUUUUUUGGCGGAUUUCUUGUCGACUGGUUAGGUGGUGCUGUCAAUUGCUCGUUAUGCUUAUUUGUAGCAGGCACCAUGACAAUACUCCAUCCGGCAGCUUUGUACCUGGAUUUUCGCCUAUUUUUGGCGUGUCGUUUCGUCACCGGAGUAUUCGAGUCAUUUUUUUAUGUAAGUACCGCCGAUAUAUUUGCACGAUGGUUUCCAAAAAAUGAAAGAUCUACGCUCAUAUCGUUCAGCUUCAACGGGACCAAUGUUGGAGUAGCGGUUGUGUACCCAUUUUGCGGAUAUUUGGCUAAUACUUGGGGUUGGCAAGUCGUAUUUUACGUUACAGGUGGUAUAUCAAUGCUCUCUGCAGUCAUCUGUAUAACUCUGAUCAAGAAUCGGCCAUCACAAGAUAGAUGGAUUUCCAAGAAAGAACUGGAUUACAUACUCGAAGAAACUGAAACUAGUUUAACAGAAAUAACCGAAAUCAACCAUCCGUACAAAAGUAUCUUUACGUCAGGGCCAGUUUGGGCCAUAUGUAUGGUUGUAUUCGCAUACAUGUGGAUAAACACAGUAGUAGGAUCUUGUUUACCUUUGUAUCUCAAAGACAUGACUCAAAAAAGCACCGACGAAAUAGGAUUAAUAACAUCGAUACCAAAUAUUGUUUUCAUUAUCACAUUUCCAAUUGCUGGAGUUUUAAUGAGUUAUUGGGACAAUUGCUCCAAGCUGUCUGUCUCUCGGGUAAGACUGAGAACUACUUGCAAUAUACAUAAAAUAAUGAUGACCUUUGCAUGUGUUACUUCCACUAUCUCUCUUGUAGUGAUUACAUUAAUCACUGAUUUUGCGGUAUCUUUAAUUUCAGUUAUUGUGAUACAGAUUGUGACAUCUUUUAUGGCUUUGAUCAUAGAAAUUGUUCCAGUCAGCUUGCAUGCUGACAGUGGCAGCAUUAUUGUUGGAAUGAUAUCUGUGUUUCUUUCAGUCGGUGCUAUUGUUUCACAAAGUGCUACAAGUCUUAUAGUCACAAAUCAUACUAUGCAAGAAUGGAACGACUGCUUCCUUCUAGCCUCCAGUAUCCUACUCCUUACAGCAGUAAUUUUCGCCAUUUACGGAUCAAGUGAACCCCAAACUUGGACUCCAGCACCAGUCUCUAAUGAUAAUCACAGACCAUCUAUAAUAACUGUUCAUUUCCAAAGCGACUCUGGCAGAACAGCGAUCAGAUCAAUAGGACUCAACAUACGCAGAGUAUCAAUCAACAAUUCCGAAGUGCAGACCAGAAUGCGCAGAUUAUCAUUGAGAACUUCCGACAUGCACGGCAGGUCACGUAAACACAGCCUGGAGCAGCAUAAAGGUGAACGUAAGCUAUCGUUGGGAAACUCAUCGAGCAAAUAUGAGCGUAGAUUGUCAGCCAGUUUGGUGGAAUUCCACCAUGAAGAAUUUAACAAAAGAAAUACAAUCCAUGAGGAGGAAGAAGACGAACAGCAUCAUCACCAACAGCAGGUCAUACUGACGAUUGAAUACGUAAAUACCGCUACCAGUGAAAAUGUCAAAGUGAAGCCAAUCCCAAAAAGUGAGAGCGAACCGUCCUUAGGCAAAUUAGCAAUUGGAGCAGAAUGUCCACGUAAAGGAAGUUUUCCAGGGCCGCCAUCGAUCAAAUACGAACAGUUUUUUGGUAAAGAAUCAGCUCUGCCAAUUAGCAACAAGAAUUUAUUGGAAUGCCCUGGUGGAAAUAAGCGUCGAUUAUCAGCUGGUAUUUUGAAAUUCCCCGAUGAUAAGGAUUCAUCGCGUAAAUCAUCCAUCAAAUCUGUACAGUUUUCUGAUGAUGAACACAGAUCAUCAAUCGGCAAUUCAGAUUGCUCAAAAGACCAAAGUAGAUCUUCAACCCCUGACAAUAAUAAUUCAUCGCGCAAAUCAUCCAUUAAAUCUGUACAGUUUUCUGAUGAUGAACACGGAUCAUCGAUCAGUAGUUCAGGUAGCUCAAAAGAUCAAAGAAGAUCAUCAAUCAAGAGAUCAUCGAUGAGGAAUACACGACAUUAUGAUGAUGGAGAACGAAGCCCAUCCACUAAAAGCGUACAAUUUCAAUAUGAAUAAGCUGAAAUUGCAGAUUUAUAUUACAUAAUUGAGGCGAUCUCAGGGACAAAGAAUACAUUUUUCAAAAAUUAAUUUCAUAAAAGCUUUCAACUUUCAAAUAGUUACAGAGCAUUCAUGGUUUAUAAAAAGCUGGUAAGCUUGAAAAAUCAAUUCGAGGCAGAAGAAGUACCCUGUACCACUGUCAUGUCAAAAUUGUAAAAAAGCAAAGUCGAGUCAAGAAUGGAGUAAGGAGGGUAAAAUGUGAUUUUAUAAGUACUCAGUUCAUGUUUGCAAAAAGUGUAACAAAAAUAAUUCAAAAUAAAUUUAUUAAGAAUUUUA
This is a messenger RNA of Planococcus citri (citrus mealybug), 2653 nucleotides long. Its product is annotated as sialin-like. NCBI's taxonomy places the organism in Eukaryota, Metazoa, Arthropoda, Insecta, Hemiptera, Pseudococcidae. Gene Ontology annotation, cellular component: membrane. Gene Ontology annotation, biological process: transmembrane transport; monoatomic anion transport. The record is from RefSeq and is a predicted model, not a curated record. The coding region runs from base 20 to 2335 and encodes 771 amino acids. The transcript has 9 exons. Gene Ontology annotation, molecular function: transmembrane transporter activity.